Messenger RNA from Doryrhamphus excisus (bluestripe pipefish), 1484 nucleotides. It is a transcript of the gene ccdc3b, whose product is annotated as coiled-coil domain containing 3b. Lineage: Eukaryota; Metazoa; Chordata; Actinopteri; Syngnathiformes; Syngnathidae. The record is from RefSeq and is a predicted model, not a curated record.
ACAGGUACCACUUCUGCAGUGUUUUCCGUGUUUAAAACAUCUGGAUGAUGCGCUGAAGGAGAUGCGUGAAAGCACUGUGCUUAACUUUUAAAUUCCCACCCAUCCAUUCUGCAGCUCACUCAUCUCCGUGUGGAAUUAUGUGGAUUAUCGUGGCUGUUCUCCUGACGACCGUCGGUCCCGAGUGGAGCAAAGGAUGCCAGCUGCCCCACGACUGGAGACCCCAGACGGAGGCAUGCCGAGCCGAGCUGGCCGAGAUCAUCGUGUUCGCCAAGGUUCUGGCCCUCCACAAGGAGCCUUACAACUACCUGCCGUGGCAGCUCAACACGGACCUGCUGUACUCCGCUGAAAUAGAGCUGCUGUGCGACCAGGCGUGGGGGAGCAUGCUGGAGGUCCCGGCGGGCUCCAGGUUUAACGUCACCGGCAUGGGCUACUUUCCUUGCUUCUCCUACAGUGUGACCCCCGACAACAACUACUACUUCUUUGUAAGGAUGGAUGAAAACUACAACAUUGUUCCCCAUGGAGUCAACUUCCAAGACGCCAUCUUCCCGGACACGGCAGACAACCAUCGCAUGUUUGCCAGUCUUUUCCAGUUCGCCAACUGCACGCCUGGUACCCACGUCCACAGCUUCACCCCUGAGUGGGAGGCGCAGGAGGAUAGUCGGUUGCUGUGCUCUGCGGUGCAGAAGGCUCUAUUCGAGGAGGAGGAGAAGGUGAAGACGCUGUCUCAGAAUGUUCGUUACUUGGAGAAAGCCAAUGGCCACCUGAGGGAGAAGGUGAAGACCAUGAAGCGUCUACUGCGCCAGGCCCAGCGGGAGACGACCAAGGAGCAGCAAACGCUCAGCCUCAAGCAGCUCUACGAGUCGAAGACCACCCGAACGCACCCCCAUCAGGACACCACCCACAACCAAAAGGAGCCUCGGCUUAAUGGGGCGCUGGCAAAGAAGUUAAAGAAGUAGGCUUGCCAACAUCAGAGGGCUAAGUGUGUGUCUUAUAUGCGUAACCCACCUUCAUAUGCUUAUCAUCCUGUAGCAGUUGGUAACAUUUCUCAUUUUAGCAUUUCACAAGUUAAAAAGCGUAAAACUCCGACCUUUGUCACUAAAGUGAUUAGAAAUAUUCCUGAUCAAAUGGAUUCAGUAGUUUCCCAGUCAGGAAAGUACAGUACCGUAGUAAUUAAGUAAGUUUUUAACUAUUGGCUAUGCAAGGUUGUGUUGUUGAGUAAAAAUGGUGGUGCUAUAAAAAAGUGUUCUUUUAUUUUAUUUUUGGAACUAUUUAUAUUAAAAAAAAUUUUUUUUAAGUAUCCAGAAAGUGCGAUGUUGAUUUAGCAAUUUUUUGCUCAUACAAAGUUUAUUUUUUGAUAAACAGGGUGCUGCGCAUCUAUUAAGUCGAGCCAGUGAACCUAGCAAAGUCCAGGGAUGGCUUUUUCUGUUUUUGGCUUUCUUUUCUAUUUUGUAUGACUUAUUUACAUUAUUCGUCUUCACAUUUUU